Molecule: messenger RNA, 10009 nt
Organism: Porites evermanni
Lineage: Eukaryota; Metazoa; Cnidaria; Anthozoa; Scleractinia; Poritidae
Source: the annotation of a GenBank genome assembly
AUGAAGAAGUCUCACUACAGUUGCGGAGAAUUUUUAAGUAUCUACAUAGUGUUAGCAAUUUUAAGCCUGAGAACAGGUCAGGGCGAGAUCCAGGACUGUCCACCUUGUAAGUGUAGCAUUCAUCCUGCGACUCAACUUGUAGAGGCAUUUUGUCGAUACAAAAGCGGGCAGAAGUUGUUAAAAAUCCCGAUGAAUUUGCCAUCAGGUCUCAUAAUUUUACAAAUGACUUCGCAACAAGUCCAUAAGUUAGACACAACUUCCCUGAAAAAUUACUCCAAUCUACAGAAGUUAUAUUUGGAUGCAAAUGAUCUCAAAACGAUACAGACGGGAGCGUUCUCUAAGCAGCAACUUCUAACUUUGCUUGACCUCAAAGAGAAUAAGCUUUACAGCAUCAGUGCAGAAACGUUUCGAGGACUUGGGUCUUUAACAAGCCUCCGGUUGGACCACAACAAGCUUCAGAAGAUUUAUCGAGGAAGUUUCUCCUUCAUGCCAAUGAUAGAGGACAUAGACCUUAGUUUCAACGAAAUAAGCGACUUAGAGGAAGGUGCUUUUGAUAGGUUGGAUCACUUGAAAACUCUUUUAUUGAACGGAAAUAAACUAAAAAGAAUACAUAGCGGCACUUUGGGGAACCUGAUGUCUCUAACGCGACUUGAGCUGGCUUCGAAUCAGAUCCAAGCAAUCGAUGAAGGUGUUUUCAGCUGUUCGCCCCUUGUGAAGACACUUGUUCUCAAGGCUAACAAGUUACAUGGAAUUCCCAAAGAAAUUUUUUUGGAUCUACAGUUUUUAGAUCACCUUGAUAUGAGCCAAAAUCCAGUAUAUUAUAUUGAGUCGGAUGCUUUAAUGGGCCUACGAAGUUUAAAGACGAUAAAAUUAAACGACUGCAACAUUUCCGGGAUUCAAAACAACACUUUCUUUCCGCUUGAAAACAUCAUCACUAUUCACCUUGAAAACAACCCACUGAAAUGCGACUGUCAUUUGAGCUGGAUCCUUAGCUGGUUGUCAAGAAAGCCAGAAGUUAAGCUAGAAGGAGCUGUUUGUCGAACCCCACUUAACAUUUCAGGUCAAAACUUGUCAUCAGCCAACUUGAGGUCAUUUGUUUGCACAUGCGCAGAUUGCAACAAAGAAGCCGCUUGCAGCGUACCACCGGCCAAUUGUUCCUGUACCCAAAACCUAACGGGACUAUCAUGUAAUGAUAUCUGUCAAUCACAUAACCAACCAGUGACUUGGUGCAGAAAACAAGAUGGAAACUGCUCUUGCAAGAGUAGUGCUGUUGCCCAGGAAACGGGCAAGACUUCAAACUGCUCGUUUAACGUAACUUCAGAAAAAUGCAGCGAGCAUGGUGAAGUAGCGAAAAAAGGAGCUCAUUUAGAGUGUGUCUGUCAAACAGGAUUCACUGGAAACGGAAUCAUCUGCGCCGACAUCAACGAAUGUAAUAAAACUCGAAAAGGAUGUUUGUUUGAACAUGAGGUGUGUAUCAAUACGUUGGGCUCAUAUCACUGCGAAUGUAGUCGAGGUUUUAGGUACAUGGUACCUGGAAGAACAAGUCCCUGUGAAGAUAUUGAUGAGUGCAAGGAAAAUAAACCGUGUGAUCUUCACGCCAAAUGCCAUAACAGUAAAGGUGAGUAUAGUAAUACCAGCGAUCAACUGCUGGUAGGCCUGUCGCGAUUGUGCUCGCCGGCAACUUUUGCGGUUGGGAGCAACUUUAAUUGCGGUUCUAGCAACCACGAGCAAAUUUGUCCUUUCUGGGCAAUUUUUGAGCAAAAUAUAGGUUUAGUGCACACAUCAAGCACGAAACAGUUAAUGAUUUCACAGAAAGCUGCAAGUUAUGCGAAUUUCUUGAGUGUUUAUCAACCUAUUAAGGAAAAAAAAGAGUAAUUCUCAUACAACGUCCUAGAAUUUACAAUUGUUGCCGUAUGAAUAUAUAGCUAAGCGGUAUAAUGUUGGUCAAGGCUCUCAUGGCGAGCAAAUGGACUACUUGUUUUUUCGCCCAUAUUUGAUUUUUGGCACUGAAUAUUAGCAACUAUUUGCAUGGCAUUCCAGUAAGCAACUUUCCAGCAUUUUACGAACACAAUCGAUCGGGACAGGCCUAUCAACUGGAAUUACAAACUCCACUCCCCUCCCAUUCCAUCCUUUCUCGCCUCCCCCCUCACCGCCACCCCUACCCCCACCCCCCCCCUCCCCCAUUCGGGAAUUCUAUUGUCCGUUACAAACAUUUAUAGGAGUUUCUAAAGCUUUCCUAGUUUUUUUCGUCACAUAUUUACACAUACACAUUUGUGGCCUGAUUUUUCGCUAACUGUAUCCUCCAAAGGUCUGUGACACAAAUCAAUAGGAACAAGCAAUCACAGAAUGUACCCCUGAUUUGAUCCUUAAGGAAUAAGAUAUAGAAUAACUGAUGGGCUACCCCAACGGUAAGGAGCUUUAAAUCUCAACACGAGGUGAAGAUAAAAAAUAGAGGAGGGCAUGUUGAUGAGCAUUACAUUAAGCUAGUGAGAGAAUGAAUUAGAUAACAAGCGUUAACGCGGAUGUUGUCCAACAGUAUCAUCAAUCAUUUUUACCAAUUAAGGACCAUUUCCUUUAAGAGUUUUCAAUGGCUUUCCUCGGUUUUUAAGUUGAUGAAUGCACUUUGCUGGUCUGACUUUUCGAUGAUAAUCCUCCAAAGGUCUGUGCAAAAUCUGGGAAUUGUAUUUGGCCCUUAAUUAAAAGGACAGUACGAUAUCCGUAGUGCCGGACAUGGAGCGGAAUAAUUUUUUAACGUUAUCUUCGGGUUAGACAUAGCUUAAGCGUGUCGGGAGAGGAUUAAGAACACAUACAAAAUAAAUGACUACUCAGUCCGCAAGUGAGUUAUUCAUGAGUUAUUCAUAUCCAACAAAACUAAUUCAGAAAAACAGAAAGUCGACAAAACUCCGAAGUUUCACAUUAUUAGCUAUUAUUAUUUGUUGCACAGUUUCUUGUAGAUUUUGUAAAAGUAUUAUACAGAGUUAAUAUUUUGUCUGCAGAAAAAAAGAGUGUCCAGUACCACUCCGGCACAUAGUUAAAGAUGAUUGAGAAAAUCAUGAAACAAUGAAAGAUUAAUUUUUGUCUUUUAUAGCCGCCUGAUAAACUUGUUUUAAGAGGAGGCAAUCUCUGAGGAAAAGAGGUUCCGUUUGAUUGUCCACGAAAGAUUCAUAAAACAAAUGGUUUUCAGGUCACCAAUCAAACGCAAUUAAAAAUCUGGUUGAAUUUGUUUUUUAGAGGCAAAGUAAGAUUUUUUCUAAACAAUAACAACAAUGAAAGGAACUCUUUUGCCUCUAUCGUGUUGACUUGUGACUUGUCAAAUCCCAGAAAUUUCAUAAUCUGCGAAAGAAAACUGGAGAAAGAAAUAACAACACUGACAAGAAAUAACAAGAAAUAAUAACGACGCUGAGCCGAUAUAGUCUGCUUUAACAUUCAUUUCCUUAAAUUGCCUUCAAGGCAAGUUAUCUGUCUGCCGUGUUAUUUCGUAGUUUAUAUCAAUCAGUUUUCUGUUUAUUGAAGGAGUUGACAGCUAGUCGAAGUGACAGCACGUCAAAGAUUUUUGAAAUGAAGAAAUUUAAAUUUGCUUGGACAAGGCUCAAAAAGCUGUGUUGAACGUCCCUAACAGUAUAGCUUUCAACUUAGCAACGGUAGAAAAAAGGUGUUCUUUUGUGACAAUGCAGUUAAUUUGACAACCCCUCCUACAGGAAAUUUCAAACUGAAAAGAAAUAUUAUUCUCAAACACAGUGCUUUUAUUGAAUGCUAGCUUGUUCUCUGUUGUUGAAUGUUAAUUUGCGUUCGAAAAUGCCGAAUGACAUCAUUUAACGUAGCCUGCAGUAUUUCUUAAAAGCCUCAUUGACCUCCGCUUAACUUAUAUUAUUUGGAGGAGAAAAAUAUUACAAAUACAUCAUCAAAAUUUUUUAUCAAGCUUUAACAGAGCGGCUGAGAAAGAAAACGGGAUGAAUUAAAAUUGGGUUGAUAAAGAUUUUUCAAAACAUAAUCUCAUCCUUAAUAUGCAUUACGUAAGUCACGAAUCAAUUGAAAGCUUUUUUCAAAUAUUUCCUCGAUUACGUCUUACCUAUCAUGUGAACUAAACAUCCUACUAGGUUUCUUUAGAUAACAUGUCUUUGACGCAUUUUGCUGAUGUAAUACGUGAUUGAGAAACUUCAGUUGAGGAAAUUUGAAAUCACGUAUCCUGAAUGACAUAUGAAUGCUGCAAGCCGUAAUUUUGGUUAAUAUACUUUGAAACUGAAAAUAGUGAAAUGCAGUUUUAAUGUUUUUAACCUCACAGCAUUGGCGGCUGGAAGUAUUUCUCCCGCAAAAUAUAAUGAUAAUCACUCUUUGAUUCUCUAAAAUGACUCCGGCGACGAUAGUUUCGCUACUUAGUGGAAGCUGAGAGCUUCUCAUAUGGCUGCACAAAUUUAAAACGAACGAUCCCAUGAAACUCUCUACAAAAAGAUCUUUGAUUCAUUGUUACCGUACAGUAAAUCCUGCAAUCAACGUGCUGGCGUUUAAUUGAUACUUAGAAGAUAAAAGGAAAAAACGGGGGAGCUUACUCUAAAAGGCGGCCAUCUUCCGUUAUAUGAUAUACCGAGGGGGGAUGUCGGGAUUUAUAGUAGUGUGGGAGCGAGGAAUAGGUGAUAGGCACCCAACGUCAAUUUUCGGAAAAUAUCUGUUCGGAAGACGAUUUGAGAUUUAGAAUUUUCGGAACAUUUGUUGUAAAAUCUCUUGCUUGCCUGCCUCUCCUACGAUUUUUGAACAUCUAAAAAUGGUAUAAUUGCCCAUUUUUGAUGGAUUUACCCUGAAAAGGUCACCUAGAAUUUUCGGGAGCCCUUUUUUCGAAAAGGUAAGUUUUGAUCCCUAUAAUUUUUUUGAUCACUACACUUUCAGCUGGUAAAUCCGAACAGUUGAAAAAUUUUUAGUGGAUAAAAAUAUGCCUAUAUCUACUGUUUAAAUACUAAAAUACGUCUAACAAAGCUGUAUAUAAGUGGUUUUUAACUAAAUUCUCGUUGGAUGCCCCUGAUGGGUCAAAGUAAGAUCCACCGACCUAACGCCGAGAAUUAACUGCUCAAAACGUUGGGUUAAGAAUAAAGUGUUGGGUGUUUUCUCGGCUCCUUCUUGAACCAGCUUCCUGAUCCUGGGGUAACGUUUCUGGAAAGUGUCGGUAACUUUGGGGGCCCGGGAAGCUGUUUCAUGUUUGACGAGUUUGCAUUGAAGAUAAAAGUUUCAAUAAUUUUGAAAAAGACACAAUGAAACUAUCAGUUAAGCAAAACUGACUGGUUUGUGAGCUAGUUAUGUGCUACAGUCGGUAAACAGCCUAAUUUUUUUUUUUGUAUUCUUCAGGGCAAAGCUAAUAAAAUUAAAUUAAAAAAAAUAAUCCUCCCCGUAACGGAAGAAUGGAUUAAAGAGUCUACGCACGGAGGAAGACGCUCAAUAAAUUUUUCUUCAACGAAAUGGAACUUUUUAAAAAUACUUCCUGUUGAUAUGAGUCUGAAUGGGAGGGGGGUGGGUGGGGGUCCACAUUUCGGUUGUCGGCUAACAUUUCGUUAAUUUGCACUUCUUUCUAAAUGCAAAUAUCGAUAAUACCGGUUCCUGUCGGUGGUCUGUCACGUUUUUCCUGUCGGUAGUCUAUAAUUAACGCUGCCGUUAGAAUCGAAACAAGAAGCUGUCCUCCUACACUCCGAUUCCUGUGUAGUCUGAGGUGUGAAAAUGUGUAAAAAAAAAUGUUAGAAAAAUAAGAGGUUUUCCUCGCUAUAUCUUUGGCGCUAUUUUAAAAGAUGUGUGAGAGCUCCUUUUUUAAAAUCAUUACAGGCUCGUUCACAUGCACGUGCCUUGCUGGUUACAGCGGAGACGGAAAAACUUGUCUGCCGUUACCCGCCAAACCGAUGGACGUCAAAGUAACGGCGAUAAACCCAAACGAAGUGACGGUGACUUGGAAUGUGGCUGAUGAUACCAUAAUAAGGUAUUUUACAGUGGAGUAUAAGUGGGUGGACAAAGAAUGGCAGUUUGUUAAGAUACAACCUAACAGAACGCAGGCACAUCUGAAAGAUUUGGAUUCAGAUUCAAGUUACCUAGUGCGCAUAGGUAAGUCAUGUGACUAUGGGAAGCAAACACGUGCAACUUGUUUUGCAACAUUGGUGCAAUUCAAAUUGAAUAGCGAUGCUGCGCGUUUUACCAUGCACCCACGAAUCAAACCUGGCUUACAACAAAUCAGGUUGUUGUGAAUAUUGACUUCUGAUUGGCUUAAGUUACGCGGGAGUCAUGCCAUACAUGGAAGUUACGUCACUUGCUGUAAAAUAGAUUUACAUUGGGCCGGUAAAACGCGCAACAUGUACAAAAUUGUCGCAAAAAAAUUGAACUACUCUCGGUUUCUUUUUAUUCGCUGACUUAAAUGUUCGUUCAAUCCUGUAACCUGCUGAUGGUUAUUAGGGAGCUUAAGCGACGACGACGGCGACGGCAACAAGAACGGUAAAAAAGCAAUUGGUUUAUAGAGCGGUUUUCAUUUGAGUGUCGAAAAGUAAUUGGUUUUGCACUUUCUACACGAUGCGAUUGGCUUAAAAGAUUCGCGCCACCUUUUCAUCCAAUCAGAAGUAAAACCAAAGCCAAUUGUGACGCGCUCGCAUGCAUUUUCCCGCGCUUUGCGUCAGCCACAUGUAAUUACUUCGAGUUUUGAUUGGUUCAAUGUAUUGUCUGUGUCCUAUGUGAUUGGCCAGAGUAAUUACUUUGGUUUUGGUUUUACGACACUCAAACGAAAACCACUCUAUUUAGCAAAAGAACAACUUUGCACGUGCAUCACGCUUUUUUGUAUAUUUCUUAGCUGUCGUUGCGAGACUACAACGUGAAAGUGCCUAAUUUCACGUUUUGUCAAAAACGUGAACACAAGACAACAACUUCCUUUUUCUUUUCCUGAACUUUGAUACCGUCCAUUAGAACUCAACUCCAAAAGGAUUUUUCAAGAUUUGACGAAUUAAACGAGAUGGAAUGAGCGCGAUAAAGUUGGAGGCAGCGCGAAUCCACUUUUUAAGUGACGUUUUCGUAGCCGUCACCGUCAUCCCGAUUCAAAUUUCCGCUCAAUCCCGUAAUCCCAAUUCAAAUUUUCGUCCAAUCCCGUAAUCCCGAUUCAAAUUUUCGUCCAAUCCCGUGAUCCCGAUGGAUAUUUUGGGAAUCUCUCAUCCCAUGCAUACUUUUAAUCACAAAUCUUGAAAUUUUAAAUCCAGACAAAUCCGCCUAAGCUGGAAGGGUUCAACGAGUCUUAAAAAUAUAUGCUACUUAACUUUUGCGUCUUUUCACAGGUGCUUUCUCCAUCUACAACACAAGUGUCUACAGCGUAGAGAAAUUAUUCAAGACUCCCGCCAUAGAUUUUGGUACAACAGUAAGCUUGACAGACAGUUCACAAAACUCGACUACUAUUGUUGUAGCGCUCGUAGUGAGCAUUGCUGUGUUGGCAAUCAUAGCUGGCGUACUUUACUUUAUGAUGAAGAGAAGAAAGACUCGGAAAGAAAGACAUGGUCAUCCCCAGUUUCCUGGACUCGAGGAUCUGAUUGAGAUGAGAUCACGGACUCACAGUGGGGGGCCUGAGACGAGAGGAAACCGAGAUCUAGUGGAAAUCGGUACAACGACUCUUUUUAUACAUUUGAGCUUCGUCUACUCAAAUUUCUUACAAGAAAAUAAUUUCUAAAUUUGCUUACGCCUGUCUUAAGCCCCAUUUUAGUGAUCAGCUUUUUGGUUCCCAUAAAAUAUCGAGUAAAACCAAAAGAAGCGGAAAAAAUCCCUGGGGGACUCCCAUAUGAAAGUGGUGGGGAUGCUCGUUGUCUCGCUUAGGGGUGUAAAUUUCGGAUUUUGGUCUCACUUAGGGUGUUCGGGGCUAAACGUCAUUAUAUUUAGCCGUAAAGGUCUCUUUUAGGGUUGCACGCGAAGAAAUAUAAAAAAUGAUAUAUUUUCCAUUCGUUUUAUUUACUCGAUUCAUGUAAUGAAUUAAAAUGGUCUCUUUUAUGGGUGAAGGAAAGGUUGGGUCACGCCCAGAUUGGUCUCCUUUAGGGGUUUAAUUCAAAAUUUCUGACGAGCAUCCAGGCCCCUUUCAUAUGGGAGCCCCUCCUCCCCCCGGGGAAAAAUAAGUUUAUGAUAUAACAGGGUCUAGAAGGGUCUUCUCGGGAUCCAAGAUUUUUUACCGAAAUUUAGAGCGGGAUUCGGGAAAACGCAAAAUUUCUAGACGGUAUACGGGAUUUGACCACUUCUCGGAAAGCGGGAUUCGCCAAAUCUUUGCACGGGAUGCAAUACUGGGAUAUCAGGGUGUGGGAUUCUCGUGAGAAGGAGCGUGAAUGCGGCGUGAUCCGGACCCCACUUCCAGACCAUGAUAGUAGUUGCCUUGAUUUUACCACCCUCAAUUUUCAUUUUAAAGAAUCAUCAUUAACGUCUCUUUUCCUUGCAGGAAGCGGUUUGCAGUCGUUUACGAGUUGCACUGCUGAUAUCAAAGAUGAAUGGGAAAUUCCACGUGAUGUUCUCAUUAUUGGUCACAAAAUUGGUGAAGGACAGUUUGGUCUGGUAUUGGAAGGGACGCUCAUGACUGGUAAGUAUGGGGAGGGGGUUAGACUCCGAGAAACGCUCUUGUAAAGGAGGGAGGGGUGUGUAUGGGUGUAUGAGAGAGAGAAUGGGUGCUGAGAUUGGUGCGUAGCCGCGCCGCCUACAGUUAGAUUCAGACAAUUGGUUGAAAGUUCUUACUUAGUACACUGGGAUCAUUUCUUGCGGUCAACGGUAGAAAAAGAGUCUACCUAUUUCUCCACCUCUUCAUUCACUCAUUCAGAGGCGUUAGUCAAUUACCUUCUAAAUAGACCAGUUUCGAUAUAUUAAAAUUGAUACUUGGCUCCGAGGCCUAGGAGAAUAAAACAAAAGAAAUGAAUUAUUCAUUGCUUACCCUCAAUAUGACUUCUUUUGCUUUUAUUCCCCUACGGCUUCGAAGCCAAGUAUGAAUUUCGAUGCAUCGAAAUUGCUCUACUCAUGUGUUUGUUACCACAGCUUUCGUUCAUUCAUCAGUUUCAUUAAUUCAUUCAUCCACCCAUUCAUUUACAAUAUCUUUUUAAAGGCUGGUGUACUGUAGUCAGUGAUCUUCGGUUUGAAGCAACAAAGCAAAAUAUUUGAAACAAACGGACGUUUGUUUUUUGUUGCAGAGGAGGGUCCGCUGAAGGUUGCCGUGAAAACGAUCAAAGAAAAUGCAGAUCGUUUCGACAUCAAAGAUCUUUUGCAGGAGAUGGAAAUGAUGAAAGAGAUUGGUCAGCAUCCACAUAUCGUCAGCCUGGUGGGCACGUGCACCACACCAGGACCGCUGUACAUCAUUACCGAGUACGUAUCAGGCGGCAAUUUACUUGAUUAUCUCAGGGCCAGUAGGCCAGACGAUGAGACCUACGUCAACGUCACGUCUACGCUCAGUUCCCGUGACCUGCUGAAGAUUGCGCUGGACUGUGCACGGGGAAUGAGUCACAUCGCCAAUAAAAAAUUCGUCCAUCGAGAUCUUGCUGCUAGAAACAUUCUUCUUACUGAAGAACACCAGGCUAAAGUUGCUGAUUUUGGUUUGGCGCGAGAUAUUUACGGCGAUGGACAAUACGUGAAAACCGGUGGAGGAAGACUGCCAAUCAAAUGGAUGGCUCCAGAAUCUAUUCAGGAUCAAGUAUAUACUACCAUGUCUGAUGUCUGGUCAUUCGGGGUUCUCCUAUGGGAAAUCGUCACCAUCGGGGGCUCUCCAUAUCCAUGUGUCCCGGUAAAUCUUCUCUUAACGAAGCUCCUGUGCGGAUAUCGUAUGUCUAAACCAGCGCACUGUUCCGAAGAGCUUUAUAACUUGAUGAUGUCGUGCUGGGACAUGAAUCCCGAGGCUAGGCCGAACUUUUCCGAACUGUGCCACAUACUUUCAGAGAUGCUGUCGGAAUCGGCGAGGUCUUACGUGAACAUCACUGUAAGUGACGAAAGAUUUCAUGGGCAUGUGGAGGAAAGCUCUGGUAAUGCGCAUGAGCAGACCACCUCAGUUUAG